AUGUCAAACCUAGGAUCCAAAGCCGUCAAAGGCCUUGCAGCAGGCAUAGGUCUCGUCUCGGAAUCUAUAUCCGCGCACAAGGCAAAGAAGCAGGAACCACGAAAUAUUCCAAACAAAGAAGAGAAAAAACCAACAGGUUCCUCGGAGAGCAGCACGCGCAACCUAAAUGAGCACGACGACGGACAUGUUCUCUCCGAGAGAACCGCGAUAGGCUCCUUAGAAGAGCAAUGGAAGCUCGACGAAGCCCAAGACGAAAUAAGGCGUAGCCCUGGAGACCAAGAAACUCCCCCAAGAUACAGCGAAGCUCAAGAAGCCCUUGACGAAGCAAGUCUGGCUCACCGAUUUGCAUCAGAGUAUCCACCUCCAGCAUACUCGCCGACUGGUGAAACUCACCUACCACAACUCCCUGCACCAAUUCUCUUACCUCAGCGUAGACCCAAGAACCGCAAGCGCGGCUUCAUCCGUGCCUAUGCACCGGACCUUGCUGGCUUUGGCAUCGACCAGCCUAUGUUUUCCGAGUUCCUGGAUACGGCUGAGAAGGCUUGUCAGGGUGCGCGUUGGUUGAAUGCAAUUAACUUGGCAUCGAUUGGAACGAUUUUUAUGCCUACUGCCACGGGAAUUGCGGUUUCUAUUGCCAUUCAAAUUGCUACUGAUGUUGCAAUUGCUGUUGAUGGGGCCCGGAGGUCCAACACAUUCUUCGAUAAGAUGAAUCAAGAAUUCUUCCAGCCUCGUGGUCUCUUCUGUCUGGUUAUGACCUGGAAUCCUGAAUUGCCGGAUGCACCGUCUACUACUUUGGAUUUGAACUCUAUGAUCUUCAAAGCCACAGAUAGAGGGGGUUCAGACAUGAUCGGUCGUCUGCGGCACAAGUUCAAGUCCUCCGAUGGACAAGGCUAUGGCAACUUAUUCCAUGAAGUUGCUCCUCUAGUAUUCCCAGGGCUUGACCAGCUAGCUUCGGACGAAGAUGCAGAAAAGAAGCUAUCAAAGACCAAGAAGAAGAGGGAGUUCGUGAGCAACUACUGGGACAAGCGUGCCCAAGCUGAAUUCGCAACAAGCAAUCCCGACAGCCAUUUGACACAAGGGCCAAAGCCGACAUUUACUUCGCGCUAUGCCGAUCCCAAUCACCCUGCCAGUAGCGGUGACCUGCUUGCCCUGGUGACUGGAGGUCAUUUUUCCACUGAAAAAUUGCAGAGCCUGAGGGGUGUUCGUCCGGGUCUUGGACAUACUCGCAGUUCAUACAGCCAGGAUUCAAACGCCAGUCACGAGUAUUACUUGCAAAGUGAAUCACGGUCUAACCCUCCUGCUCCUUAUGCCCCUUACGGUAGACCUCUGGGGAGAGGUAUCAUUGGGGGGUGGAGGGAAGCUCAAGACUCUCGCUCGCCCAGACAGACAGGGUUUCAUGGCUCGAGUGCACAUGAGGCGGGAGGUGAAGACAGAGUGCUUGAUCGACGAGCCCGUCGUGGUGGCUCCGGGCAAAACAUUGGUCUUCUUACGCCGAUUGCGAAACUGCGGCAGCAGAAGGUUUUAUACUUGGCCAUUGUCAAUAUGCCAUCUGAAGCGGAAAUAGCCCAGGCCCGUGAAGCUUUGGGCCAAUGA
Molecule: messenger RNA, 1593 nt
Organism: Penicillium antarcticum
Lineage: Eukaryota; Fungi; Ascomycota; Eurotiomycetes; Eurotiales; Aspergillaceae
Exons: 3
Coding region: 1-1593 (530 amino acids)
Source: RefSeq, a predicted model, not a curated record